UUUUUUUUAUUAAUGAUGAAGUGUAAAAGUUUGAUGUAAAUUAUAAAAAGUGAUAUUGCUGCAUUAUUUUGUUUCUACUUUUAGAAUUUAUUUUAUCUGUUUAAUUUGUUUGUAUGCAAAGUUUGGUCUAGUUGUCUCUAUAUUAAUGUAUAGAUUAUUAUUAUACACUAUCCAUGCAUAUGAUGCAUGUGAGUUGCUCAGGCAAAUUUUUUCAUUUGAACUGAAGGAAUCCACAUCUACAAAGGAAGUGCAUUAUGUGUGGAAGAACACAUUGUGAUUAGCAAGCAUAAGUGAAGUUUCCAAGAGAAACAAAUAUGGGGUUUAAGCCACUAAGUUGGUAUUGUCAGCCAAAAGCUUAUGGAUUUUGGGGAAGACUAGUAGACAGUGCUUUUGGUUCGUAUACACCUUGUGCAAUUGACUCUCUGGUGGUUUCCUUUUCUCAUUUGGUUCUUUUGGGCCUCUGUUUUUAUCGAAUAUGGUUGAUCAUGAACAAUUCAAAAGCACAAAGGUUUCGUUUGAGGUCAAAUUACUUCAAUUACUUGUUGUGUUUGUUGGCUGCAUACACCACUGCCAAUCCAUUACUAAGAUGGGUGAUGAAUAUUUCACUCUUUAAUCUGGAUGGUAAGACUGAUCUGGCUCCUUUUGAGAUAACAUCUUUGAUCAUCGAAUUUCUUGCUUGGGGCUCCUUGUUGGUUAUGCUUGGACUUGAAACUAAAGUUUACAUUCGUGAAUUUCGGUGGUAUGUGAGAUUUGGAGUCAUUUAUGUGUUGGUAGCAGAUGCUGUGGUGGUCAACCUUAUCCUUUCAGUUAGGGAUUACUUCACAGGAUAUGCAAUCUAUAUCUACAUAAGCACAAUUUCUGUCCAGGUGUUGUUGGGAAUUCUUCUUGCCAUAUAUCUUCCAAACUUGGAUUCUUAUCCUGGUUACGUUGUGAUUCAACCCGAAUCUCUUGACAAUGCUGAAUAUGAAGAACUACCUGGUGGAGAUAAUAUUUGUCCUGAAAGGCAUGCUAAUUUUUUCUCACAAAUAUAUUUCGGAUGGAUAACUCCACUCAUGCAGAAAGGUUAUAGAAAACCGAUAACUGAAAAAGAUUUGUGGAAGUUAGACUCAUGGGAUCAAACUGAGACUUUGAUUAAAAAGUUCCAAAGAUGUUGGGUUGAAGAAUCUCAAUGUUCCAAACCAUGGCUUUUAAGAGCACUUAAUCGUAGUCUUGGAAGAAGGUUUUGGUAUGGAGCCCUAUUCAGGAUUGUAUAUGACCUAUCUCAGUUUGUUGGGCCCAUUGUUUUGAGUCAUCUCCUACAGUCGAUGCAACGAGGGGAUCCAGCUUGGAUUGGUUGUAUAUAUGCCUUCUUAAUCUUUGCUGGAGUGUCUAUUGGGGUGUUGACUGAAUCUCAAUAUUACCAGAAUGUUAUGCGUGUUGGUUUUCGGAUGAGAUCAACCUUGGUGGCUGCUAUAUUUAGAAAAUCAUUACGAUUGACUCAUGAGAGUCGCAAGAAUUUCUCAACAGGAAUGAUAACAAAUAUGAUUACAACAGAUGCUAAUUCACUUCAGCAAAUAUGCCAACAACUUCAUGGAUUAUGGUCAUCUCCACUUCGUAUUAUCAUAGCUCUGGUUCUUCUUUACCAACAAUUAGGAGUUGCAUCUCUUUUUGGGGCACUAAUGCUAGUUCUCAUGCUCCCGGUUCAGACAAUUAUACUUUCCAAAAUGAGAAAACUCACGGAAGAAGGAUUACUGCGCACUGACAAGAGAGUUGGCCUCAUGAAUGAAAUUCUUUCAGCCAUGGAUAUUGUGAAAUGCUAUGCAUGGGAAAGAAGCUUCCAAUCUCGUGUUCAGAAUAUGCGAAAUGAUGAGCUAUCAUGGUUCCGUAAAGCUCAAUUACUAGCUGCUUUUAAUAGCUUCAUACUAAACAGUAUCCCAGUUGUUGUAACGGUGGUAUCAUUUGGACUUUUUACGUUGCUUGGAGGGGAUUUGACUCCUGCAAGGGCCUUCACAUCGCUUUCUCUCUUUGCAGUGCUGAGAUUUCCACUGAACAUGCUGCCUAAUCUAUUAAGUCAGGUUGUGAAUGCAAAUAUAUCAUUACAACGUUUGGAGGAGCUACUCUUAGCUGAAGAGAGAACUCUACAACCAAACCCCCCUCUUCAACCUGGGCUUCCAGCUAUCUCAAUUAAGGAUGGAUACUUUUCAUGGGACGCAAACGCAGAUAAACCAACCUUAUCAAAUAUUAAUUUGGAUAUACCAGUUGGUAGCUUAGUUGCUAUUGUUGGUGGGACUGGAGAAGGAAAAACGUCACUGAUAUCAGCUAUGAUAAGCGAAAUACCUUCUGUGUCAAAUGCUCAUAUUGUAUUGAGAGGAAGUGUUGCUUAUGUUCCCCAAAUUUCGUGGAUUUUCAAUGCAACUGUACGAGAAAACAUAUUAUUUGGAUCUGAAUUUGAACCUGCAAGAUAUUGGAAGGCUAUUGAUGUAACCGAAUUACAUCAUGAUCUCGAUAUACUUCCAGGGCGUGAUCUAACAGAAAUAGGUGAGCGGGGUGUGAAUAUUAGUGGUGGACAAAAGCAGAGAAUUUCAAUGGCUAGAGCUUUAUAUUCUGCAGCUGAUGUAUACAUAUUUGAUGACCCUUUAAGUGCUCUAGAUUCACGUGUUGCUAGACAGGUUUUUAACAACUGUAUCAAACAAGAGUUAGAAGGGAAAACUAGGCUACUUGUCACAAACCAGCUACACUUUCUUCCUCAAGUUGAUAGAAUCAUACUAGUAUCGGAUGGUAUGGUUGCAGAGCAGGGAACAUACGAGGAGUUGACUAAAAAUGGAAAAUUGUUCCAGAAACUUAUGCAUAAUGCAGGGAAGAUAGGAGAAAAUAUAGAAGAAAAUAUGGACAAUGGAAGUUCCCAGAAAAGUUCGAUACCAGCUUCUAAUGAAGAGGCAAAUGAUUCUUCUAAAGAUGAUAUCAAUUCAAAGAGAGGGAAAUUGAAGAAGUGUGUUCUGAUCAAACAAGAGGAACGAGAAACAGGUGUUGUCAGUUGGAGUGUCUUGAUGAGGUACAAAAAUGCUCUAGGAGGAAUGUGGGUGGUCAUCUUUCUCUUAAUUUACUAUUUAUUGAUAGAAGUUCUUCGAGUUUCAAGUAGCAUGUGGCUAAGUUUUUGGACAGAUCAAAGCAAAUCAACAAGUUAUAAACCUGGAUUCUACAUUCUCAUAUAUGCACUUCUUUCAUUUGGGCAGGUGUUUGCAACACUGGCAAAUUCUUUUUGGCUAAUCAUGUCUAGUCUUCAUGCGGCCAAAAGAUUGCACGACACUAUGUUAUGUGCAAUAUUGAGAGCUCCACUGGUUUUCUUCCACACUAAUCCAACUGGACGGAUAAUCAAUAGAUUUUCAAAGGAUCUAGGUGAUGUAGAUCGAAAUGUUGCAAAUUUAAUGAAUGGAUUUCUGGGUCAGGUGUGGCAGCUUCUUUCAACUUUUGUGCUGAUAGGGAUUGUGAGCACAAUUUCUCUCUGGGCCAUCAUGCCACUUAUGAUCUUGUUCUAUAUGGCCUAUUUGCACUAUCAGAGCACAGCUCGUGAAGUGAAACGCUUGGAUUCCGUUACAAGAUCUCCUGUUUAUGCACAAUUUGGAGAAGCACUAAAUGGAUUGUCUACUAUACGCUCAUACAAGGCGUAUGAUCGAAUGGCCUACAUAAAUGGGAAGUCAAUGGACAAUAAUAUCAGAUUCACUCUUGCAAACUUCAGUUCAAAUCGUUGGCUUUCUAUAAGAUUGGAAACAUUAGGAGGUAUCAUGAUCUGGUUGACAGCAAGCUUUGCUGUUCUGCAGAAUGGGAGAGCCGAUAAUCAAGAAGUAUAUGCAUCAACAAUGGGUCUACUUCUCAGUUACACUCUAAAUAUCACAAGUCUUCUUAGUGCUGUACUAAGACAAGGAAGUAGAGCCGAAAAUAGUUUGAAUGCUGUGGAGCGUGUUGGCACAUAUAUUGAUUUGCCUUCUGAGGCUCCAGAAAUAAUUGAAAGCAACCGACCCCCACCAGGGUGGCCCUCAUCUGGAUCUAUUAAGUUUGAGAGUGUUGUUUUGCGUUAUAGGCCUGGACUUCCUCCAGUUUUGCAUGGAUUAUCUUUCACAAUUUCUCCAACGGAAAAGCUUGGAAUAGUUGGAAGAACUGGUGCAGGAAAAUCUAGCAUGCUUAAUGUAUUAUUUCGGAUAGUUGAAAUGGAAAAAGGAAGAAUCAUGAUUGAUGGUUGUGAUAUUUCUAAGCUUGGACUAACAGAUUUGCGAAAAAUUCUCAGUAUCAUACCACAGUCUCCCAUCCUUUUCUCAGGAACGGUGAGAUUUAAUCUAGAUCCAUUUUGCGAGCAUAAUGAUGCUGAUCUUUGGGAGGCAUUAGAGAAAGCGCAUCUUAAGGAUGUUAUUAGAAGAAACCCUUUCGGUCUGGAUGCAGAGGUUCUUGAAGGAGGGGAGAAUUUCAGUGUAGGGCAAAGGCAAUUAAUGAGCCUAGCCAGGGCAGUGCUACGAAGAUCGAAGAUACUUGUUCUUGAUGAAGCAACAUCAGCUGUUGAUGUUGGCACUGAUGCUCUUAUCCAGAAAACUAUUCGCGAAGGAUUUAAAUCCUGCACUAUGUUGAUUAUUGCUCACAGAUUAAAUACCAUAAUUGAUAGUGAUCGGAUUCUUGUUCUUGAUGCUGGUCAGGUUCUCGAGUAUGAUUCCCCAGAAACACUAUUAUCAAACAAAGAAAGUGCAUUCUCUAGAAUGGUUCAAAGUACAGGGCCUGCCAACGCUGACUACUUACGUAGCUUAGUAUUAGGAGAAAAAAAGAACGUGGCAGGAAGGGACUUAGAGCACAAGCAGUUGAUCAACCAGAGGAGAUGGCUAGCUUCGUCCCAAUGGUGUGCUGCUGCUAAGUACGCGCUAACUGUUUCUCUCACUGCUUCACAGAAGGAUCUUCAACAAUCUGAUAUUGAAGAUAAGAGCAAUAUCCUCUUGAAAACAAAGGAUGCAGUUGUAACAUUGCAAGGAGUUUUGGAGGGGAAAUAUGAGCAAGAUAUAAAUGAUGCACUAAACCAUUUUGAGGUUCCAAGAGAUAAUUGGUGGUCAUCUCUUUACAGAAUAGUUGAAGGUCUUGCUGCAAUGAGCAGGCUCUCUCAAAGUAGACUUCAGCGGUUCGAAAAUAAUUUUGAAGAAACUUCCUUAGAAUGGGACCAACUUGAAAUAUAGGGUCCAUAGUUAAAAUCCUAAAUGGUUUUGGACGGGAAUCGUGCUAGGCUUACCGCAAGCUUGACAGGAUCUCAUUCUGCUUGUACUCUGUUAGGCCUUAUGGUAAUAAAUAAAGAGGGUAAUUGGGUAAUUGUAAGAGGAGGGAUUGAUGCUAUAUAUACGAGUGAGUAAUGAGGGUAAGGGGUGUGAAUGAUUUUAGUUAAAUGAGCUUUUAGCUCUUGGGAGAGAGCUGGGUCUCUCGAAUACCCAGCAAGCUUGUUAUCUUUGUCACUCUAACAUCAAUAUAAUAGCUAUUAUAAUUCUCUUUGCUA
This is a messenger RNA of Cannabis sativa, 5497 nucleotides long. Its product is annotated as ABC transporter C family member 12. The coding region runs from base 315 to 5186 and encodes 1623 amino acids. Lineage: Eukaryota; Viridiplantae; Streptophyta; Magnoliopsida; Rosales; Cannabaceae. Gene Ontology annotation, molecular function: ATP binding; ABC-type transporter activity; ATP hydrolysis activity. Gene Ontology annotation, cellular component: membrane. Gene Ontology annotation, biological process: transmembrane transport. The transcript is spliced from 28 exons. The record is from RefSeq and is a predicted model, not a curated record.